Messenger RNA from Purpureocillium lilacinum, 1497 nucleotides. RefSeq lists its product as uncharacterized. Gene Ontology annotation, cellular component: cytoplasm. Gene Ontology annotation, molecular function: homogentisate 1,2-dioxygenase activity. Gene Ontology annotation, biological process: L-phenylalanine catabolic process. Lineage: Eukaryota; Fungi; Ascomycota; Sordariomycetes; Hypocreales; Ophiocordycipitaceae. The record is from RefSeq and is a predicted model, not a curated record.
AUGGCGGCCUUGCGCGCCACAGCGGGCGCCGCCUUCACCACGGCGCCCUCGGCGGCAGACCCGCACCGCUACCAGACGGGCUUCGGCAACCGCUUCGCCUCCGAGGCCGUCCCGGGUGUCCUGCCCGUCGGCCGCAACGUCCCGCAGAAGGUCAAGUACGGCCUGUACUCGGAGCAGCUCAACGGCGCCGCCGUCGUGUCGCCCCGCGAGGCCAUCCAGCACGUGUGGAUGUAUCGCGUGCGGCCCUCGGUCGCCCACGGCCGCGUCUCCCCGGCCCCGGACCUGAACCCUCACAUCGAGUCGUGCUUCUCGAGAGCAAACGACAAGGUCGAGUUCGUGGCGUCGCAGGAGGCCUGGGACCCCUUCCCCCUGCUGGAACCCCACGAUGAAGCCGCCGCGGCCGGCAGCGGUGUCGGCGGCGUCGACUUCGUGGCCGGCAUCCGCACCAUCGGCGGGCAGGGCGACCCGACGCUGCGCCAGGGCCUCGCCGUCCACGUCUACUCGGCCAACGCCUCCAUGGCGAACCGCGCCUUCUGCAACAACGACGGCGACAUGCUGGUCCUGCCCCAGCACGGCCGCCUGCACGUCCAGACGGAGCUGGGCUGGCUCAUGGUGCGCCCCGGCGAGCUGCUCGUCGUCCAGGCCGGCCUCCGCUUCCGCGUCCUGCUGCCCGACGGGCCCUCGCGCGGCUACAUCCAGGAGGUCUUCGGCGCGCACUACCGCCUCCCCGAGCUGGGCCCCGUGGGCUCCAACGGCAUGGCCCUGCCGCGCGACUUUGAGCACCCCGUCGCCAGCUUCGACGUCGACGAGACGCCCUGGGACGUCGUCUACAAGCUUGCCGGGGGGCUGCACUCGUGCCGCCAGGGCCACACGCCGUUCGACGUCGUGGCCUGGCACGGCAACCUCGCGCCCUACAAGUACGCCCUCGACCGCUUCGUCAACCUCGCCAACGCGAACCACGACCAGGCCGACCCGACCGUGUACUGCGUGCUGACGGCCGGCGGCGGCGGCAUCGGCGACUCAGGAUCGCUGACGGACGUGCUCAUCUUCACCAAAAAGUGGCUCACGGCCGAGGACACGUUCCGCCCGCCGUACUACCACCGCAACAUGAGCACCGAGGUCAUGGGCCUGAUCCAGGGCCGGUACGGCGGCAGCAGCCACGUGCUGGCCGGCGGCGGGCUGAGCUACGAGGCGAGCUACAUGCCGCACGGCGAGACGUACGCGACGUGGCGCGAGGCCUCGACGCGGGAGCUGCGCCCCGAGCGCGUGUGCGACGACGCCACGGCCUUUAUGUUCCACAUCGGCGCGCCGCUCUACCUGACGCGCUGGGCGCUGCGCGGCGAGGGCGCUGCCGCGCUGCACGCCGGCGAGGAGGAGGACGCCCAGUGGGAUGACGUGAGGGCGCACUUCCUCGAUCACCUCGACGAGGUGGACGCCGACCUGCGCGCUGCGGGGCUGCCGUCGCUGGGGCGCGAGGGCAAUGGCGAGCUGAACUGA